AGGACGGCAAGGCGGCCGAGGCGCCGUCGGCCGAGGACGCGGAGGAGGCGAGGAAGAAGAAACUCAAGAAGGUGAUUAAGGAGGGCGGCAAGCGCGGCGUGGAGAUCGAGGGCGCCGCCGACAUGGGCGGGCUGCAGUUCUUCUGCACCGCCGUGGACGAGCCGGACGGAGACACUGAGAUGAUCGUCAAGUCGAUGGAGGCCAUGAACCAGAAGAGCGACCCCACCGAGGAGGAGCGCAAGGGCGGGUCGGGCCACAUCGGCAAGAUGAUCUUCUCGUGCGGCACGGAGCAGCUGGCAGUCUGCGCCUACGUGCCCGAGGAGAAGCUGGGGGAGCUCAACUGCAAGGAGUGGCUGGAGAAGAGAGGCCUCCCCGAGCUGUCCUGA
Messenger RNA from Prorocentrum cordatum, 386 nucleotides. NCBI's taxonomy places the organism in Eukaryota, Dinophyceae, Prorocentrales, Prorocentraceae. The record is from the annotation of a GenBank genome assembly.